GUAAGAGAUUACAGAUACAGAACCCACCUAGCAGGGUACUACACAGGUAAGAGAUUACAGAUACAGAACCCACCUAGCAGGGUAUUACACAGGUAAGAGAUUAUAUAUCAAACAAGUAGAUGAUAUACAAGUGCCUACAAUGUUCUCAACAUGCUUUACAAUACAGCCUUUCAGAGCAUCUGUGGCCUUCAGAAAGAUCACGCGGUCAUUGAAAUACAACAACAAUUCACUUUCUAUAGCGCUUCACACACGCACACGCGCACCCACACACGCACACACAGUCCCUGUUUUUCACUCUGGAAAUCUGGUAAUCUUAUUAUUAGUGCAGGACUAAUGAGGGCCUUCUAUUAGCUCUGUACCAAAGCCUGUUACCAAAGUUCUGUCUGGCCCAUAAUGAUUUAAACUAACUUGCAGCUUUUAUAUAGUACAGAAUAUAUGCCAGGGAUGUCAAGCAUGUGUAUAACAAAUACCUGUCAUGUGAAGGGCAGCUCAUGUAUGGGAGGGAAAAAAGUGUGCUACACAUCACAGGUGUUUAUAAUUGUCUUUCAAACUCAACCUGUAUAUACAGUAAUAGACUAAAGCAGACAAAAUGGACCACCUUAGUCCACAGGUUAACUUUCCAAAGCCAUAUUGAUUUUUUAAAUGAUUAUUAUUAUUAUUAUUAUUAUUAUUAUUAUUAUUAUUAAAACUUUAUGGAACACAUAACAUGUGUAAAGUAAAUCCAAUACACAUCACGACAUUACAUUAAUAACUUAUAAGCUAUGAGAAAUUCUAAUUAUUGUAAAUAAUGGGAAAUAAUAAUAAUCACAUACUGUAAUGGACAUUUUGGAAGUCGACGUCAUUCUUGGAAGUGGUCUAUACUUUACACUGAGGAGCUUGAGCAGUGACGUAUGCCACCUGCCCUCCUAUCUGAAGCCGCUGUCUUGUCUCCGGGCCGCCGCUGGCCAAUAAGGACGCGGCGAACGUGGUGCCGGGGCGAGAGAGUGAGAGCGUCGCGCGGAACAGAACCGCUCGAGAGAGCCCCCUUCCAAAUGUAACGGCCGCGCUCGAGCUCGGCCAGCCUUCGACGAAGAAGACGAGAGAGCAGGAGGAGAGAGUGAAUCAUGGUACUCAAAACUGAUUAAUUAUCAUCAAUAACAGCACAAGCGACGUAAAAUCCGACCAAAAUUAAGAACCCGUAUUAUAAUUCGAAUAAUUCAUGGAGGUAAGUCAUUUCGGAGGCUGUGUGUAGAGUUUAGACUUAGUUACCAAAGCUACUCUCAAAAAAAUGUGGCCUCGGAUUUUUUUUUUUUUAAAUGAGAAAGUAAAUGGCAAAUAUUUGUUAUGUAAUGUACAGAAGUAAAUAAGUGAAUUUGAAUGAAUAUAUUUAGUUCAUGCUGACAUAUUUACCAAAGACAGUACAUUUCUCUCGAGAAUUGUAUUUUUUUUAUAUUGGAGUAUUGCAAAUACUGUAUAAGUAACGGUAUACGAUAUGAUAACACAGUCAUUCAGAGAUUAAAGUAGAAACGCUUUGUGAUUUUAGAUAUUUAAAUACCAGCGUAUGAGUCGAGCGUUGUCACAGUUUUGCUCUGGUCAGAUAUAGUGUAGCACGUGUGGCCUACCAGUAGCAACUACCAGUCACAAGAGUAGAGGAGUACUUGGAAAAGUCAGCGGUGGGUUACUGCAACUCUACAUGCAUGCAGAUUUUUUUUGCAAGGUAUAAACAGUGAUUGAUAGUUUAAUGUUUGUAUUGUUAACAUUUUUUAUUUGGUCUUUUACUAGCCUAAAAGUGUGCUGAAAAGCACAAACCGUUAUUACACUGGUCCAAGCAGUGGAAGCAUGUCUCUCGAUGUAUUUAACAAUGCAAUGGCAAGCUCGGAUUCUUUCUUCACGCCCUAUAAAUUACAGGCAAAUCAGGCUGCUGAUAACUUAGACCCACUUCAGCCGUUCACGUCUCCACUGGCUUCUGCUGAUUUUUCAAUGCCUAUUGAAUCUCCCCUGCCCUACGCUCCUUGGUCGACGCAAGAAGAUGAAUACAAGCAGUUUGGUUGUUCUCAGAGCUAUAUCAAGAACAGGACUUUGCUCGAUGGAAAUGAAUGUGGCAGUGAAGCAGACCUUUAUGGAUUGGUGUCAAACAUUCUGGAAGAACCAGAUAAAACAGAAACCUUCUUUGCUGAAGGGAGUGCUUCCUCCAAUUUAAAAUCAAUAUGGUCAUCAGACUCAAAGAGGGAGGUCAGCAAGCAAGACUUUCAUACUGAAACUAAAAAGCCAUUAAUUUCAUCCUAUCCACAACACUCAUUGUGCCCAGAGCCAUUCACCAGAGCCAAGAGUCAGUACCUGAACGAUGGCUAUCUAGGAUCACAGCAGAAGACUGAUGAGCUUUAUCAGAGAUUUAACAGUUUUGAUCUUACAGAUCAGUGGCUCUUUCCUUCCAGUGAUGGAGAUACUGACCCUUACUCUUUGCAGACCCAGGAAAGUCACCAGAGUGUCUCCUAUGCGGGUAAUUCUUUCAUGCUGCAGAGCAGACUGCCCAGUACAUUGAAGGAAUCAGAGAGGUCUGAUGUUCAUACAUAUAGAAAAGAUACUGGGUUCAGCAGCACUGAUUUACUGCCUGAUCAGACAGCAGAUAUCGCCUCAUCUCGUUUUCUGCCAAACAAGAUUGAUGAUGAGUUCAGUGGUCCUUACUCUGAAUUCUCUCAGUACAGUAGAGUCAAACAAAGUAAAUUCAUGCAAUUUUCAUUGCAAGAAGGGAAGAGAAUGGCCAACAAGCCUGCAGUACCAACUAUUGAACUGGAUUAUUUCAGUAAGGGGUCCCAAGCAAAGCAGACAGGACCGAAACGAUUUGAAGACCAGAUUUCAGACCAGCAGAAUUUUAAAUAUCCCAAACCCUUUGCUGCUGACACUCAAGAAAAGCAGUUUAAAAAAGAGAUAAUGUUGGGCAAUGACUUUGGAUUGAAAAGCACACCUGAUUGUGGAUUCAAGACACAAACACUAGGUAAUGAUUAUGGUAAGAAACAGUUAUCAGAAUUUAAUCCACAGCAUGCUGAAUAUUUCAAGCCACCAAGUACUCUGUCUGGUUCAGUGUACACAGGUGGUUCUUUCCAAAGCAGACAAGCCUGGUCAAGCAUCCAGAAAUGUAGUAAUGUCACAACAUAUCAGAACCAAGGCAGCCAGUAUCAGAAUCAAGGGAAUCAGUUUCAGAAUCAAGGAAACCAGCCAAAGCCAAACAGCCAGGUGCCCAGUCUUUCAAAAAUGCUGUCGCAUUCCUUGUCAGAGUUUGUACCACAAGCUGCCCAGCAGUCUCCAAGGAGCAUCUCUUACUUCCCAGAGUACAGCCAGGAUGAAGAUUCCAAGUUCUGUGGCACAGAGUUCACCUACAAAAGCACCAGCCAGGGUCAGUCAGCUGCUAAUAUAGAAGGAAUUAGUAAAGCAAUUGGAGAAAGUGAGAUGCAAAUACAGUCUGAUAAGAAAACAAAGCAAGGGAGUCUCCUCUGUGAGGGAUUGACUUCUCAACGAUACAGUGCCUACGACAUUCCUGGGAAACAGAACCCAUCGAGGAAGAACCCAGGCGAGGGGGAGAAUAGACAGGGCUUGUUGAAGAAUCCCUAUCUUGAUUUUCUAGAAGGUUAUUACAGCCCUCAAAGGCAAGCUGGUGGAGACAACAGCUUAAAUAGCCAUGGAAAAAAACCUCCAAAUUUGUGCUUACCUUAUCUGUAUGCAACAGCUGACACCAGGCAAAACACCAGCCACCUGCAACUUGGCCCAGGGAGUUUUCCCUCGAGGUCCAACCAUCCUUACAGCAAUUCUGUUACACCUAUGAAUCUGAAUGAGCUGCUUCCAGUUGAUGAGUUCAAUCACUUUUACCCCUAUUUUAAUGAUUUUCUUUGUGGGGAUAUGCCUUUUCCCAGCAUAGCGCCACCUGUUAGAUUCCCCAGACUGCUAAAGAACCGCAGCGGGCCUGCAAAUGAACUUCAUGUUCGGCUGGAGGAGUGUUAUGAACAGUGGAGAGCAUUAGAAAAGGAAAGAAAAAAGACCGAGUGUAUUCUGGCAAAGAGCCAUCCUGGAAAACGAGUGUCAAGUGCCAACAGCAGUUCCGCUCCGAGGCUCCCCUCUAACCCUUCACGGGUCGAUCGACUGAUUGUGGAUCAGCUACGGGAGCAAGCCAGGGUUGUGGCUCUGCUGGGAAAAAUGGAGCGUCUGCGCAGCUUCCCUCUCCACGCCAACAUUUCUACAGCACUGGAUAGACACCUGGAAGCCAUUUACAUCACACAAGCACGGAGAAAAGAUGAAAUUAUCAACACAUCCAAUCGCCAGCGACAAGGAGCACCUCGGUGUCAGGAGGACAGAGAUGUGCUAGGGCUGGCGGCAGCAGUAAAGGACAUGAGUGCAGCUACAAGGAAAUCUCGCACCGCACUCUGGUGUGCGCUGCAGAUGACACUGCCAAAAACUGUGACAGGUAACAGAGAGGGACAGACAGACAUGGAAAGCAUAUCACAGGGAAUAGCAAGCUGUGGAGAGGAGAACUAUGACAGUGUCUGCAGUACUAUCAGAGAAUAGAAAGAAGUGAUCUGUUUGCAAUCCAGGCAGACAGAACCUCAGUGUAAGAACAAUUAAGACACAUGAUUUUAUUAUGCAUAAUAUGAAUAUAAAUAAUCAGAAAUUAUCCAUUACUUAAAAUGUUAGUUCAUGCUUGACGUUUUAAGUAAGUGAGGACUGAGGAGGUUAAAUAACAAGUAAGGAAGCUGAUGUUGCCUGCUGUGGUUUUAAAUAUUUAUUCGAUUUUGAAUUUCAUAUUUCAUGUACAGCACCUUAUUUUUCCUAUGUAAUCCUGAAUCUGAUUAAACUCCAAUAAGACAUUUUUAAGGUAAAUUCCACAGUGGCUGUUUGAACACUGCAUUAUUAAUGCAACUAAGCUAAUGGUCAGACAGAUUCUAAGCCAAAAUGAAAAGGUAUACAUUUAGUCAUAUUGUUGCCAGAAAUAAAUACAUAAGUAGUCAAAUUUAAAAACACCUGCAAUUAAAAAAAAAAAAAAAAUUAUAGAAUGCAGAAAUUAUUGAAUCAGA
Acipenser ruthenus (sterlet) is the source of this 5042-nucleotide messenger RNA. Its product is annotated as meiosis-specific coiled-coil domain-containing protein MEIOC. NCBI's taxonomy places the organism in Eukaryota, Metazoa, Chordata, Actinopteri, Acipenseriformes, Acipenseridae. Gene Ontology annotation, cellular component: nucleus; cytoplasm. Gene Ontology annotation, biological process: male meiosis I; female meiosis I; meiotic cell cycle. The record is from RefSeq and is a predicted model, not a curated record. The transcript is spliced from 7 exons. Bases 1819 to 4536 code for a protein of 905 amino acids.